Messenger RNA from Ornithodoros turicata, 978 nucleotides. RefSeq lists its product as uncharacterized. Bases 55 to 978 code for a protein of 307 amino acids. The record is from RefSeq and is a predicted model, not a curated record. The transcript is spliced from 6 exons. Lineage: Eukaryota; Metazoa; Arthropoda; Arachnida; Ixodida; Argasidae.
UUGCUUUCUGCUGCACUUCUGUAUAGCGGCUCGAGCCCCACCUGCACUUUACGCAUGCUGAGGCAAAUGCGUGUCCAGGUGCUCACAGACCGCCAGUAUUACCGGUAUCAGGGUGCAUACCUAUUCCCUACGGUCAAUAAGGUAUACAAACAACAACAGCAGGGGCUCCUCGAGGACCUGGGCACCGACCCCACUUCUCUUGCCUCAGAUGGCAGGUGUGACUCGCCUGGCCACAGCGCAAAGUUCCUGACUUACAGGUUCUACUCUGAUAGGCUAAACAAAAUUAUACACUUUGAGCAAGUUCAGGUGAAGGAGUCCACGGAAGUGCAGGCUAGCAGCCAUAUGGAGAAGGAGGGUCUUGUGCGAGGACUGAAGUUUAUGGAGGACAACCAUGUCCAUGUGGCCUCUCUCACGACUGACCGGCACCCGGCCACAAAAAAGUACAUGCGCACCGCCAAGCCAGGCAUCAAACACUAUUUCGACGUGUGGCAUGUGUCGAAAGGCAUAAAGAAGAAGCUCUCAGCCUCCAGCAACACUGUAGCCACAAGGGACCUCAAACAGUGGAUACCAGCUACCGUCAACCAUAUAUAUUGGUGCGCUGCUGUGAGUGGUGGUGACGGUGACUUGCUGGCUGCCGUGUGGAAGAGCUCCGUAAAUCACGUGGCUAACAUCCAUGAGGGUCACGACCCCAGCUACCCACGUUGUCUGCACAAGCCCAACCAGGAGUCAGCCUGGCUUCAGCCUGGAUCUAUAGCACAUGCAAAGUUCAAGGCCAUUGUUACUGCUCCCCUCCUGCUGAAAGAUAUACCCCAACUGUCCCCUGCCAUGCAGACAUAUGGCUUUGAAAGUUUCCAUAGCGUGCUCAACAACUUCGCAAUGCAAUGCUCAUUGCAAGUGACUGGCAGCACAAAGGAUGGCACGAAUAUACCGCGUGUCCGACGAAAAUCUCUGCAGCCCAUUGUACAGAUAAAUCGAUAA